Gloeophyllum trabeum ATCC 11539 is the source of this 3957-nucleotide messenger RNA. RefSeq names its product WD40 repeat-like protein. The record is from RefSeq and is a predicted model, not a curated record. The transcript is spliced from 7 exons. Gene Ontology annotation, molecular function: dynein complex binding; microtubule plus-end binding. Gene Ontology annotation, cellular component: kinetochore; microtubule associated complex; cytoplasmic microtubule. Gene Ontology annotation, biological process: nuclear migration; vesicle transport along microtubule; establishment of mitotic spindle orientation. Lineage: Eukaryota; Fungi; Basidiomycota; Agaricomycetes; Gloeophyllales; Gloeophyllaceae. The annotation marks the transcript as partial.
AACCAGAUUCAUCCGUGGGCCAAGGCAGCAUGGGGUAUACUGUCUGGGGUUUAUAAGAAAUUGGACAAUGAUGACAGUAUUCAGGAUCUGAUGUCUAUUGCUGAGAAGGCAUUGGAGUUUGCUAAGACAGCAGAGGAGGUCCCAGAGCAGUCUGAGCAACAGAAGGCCAUAAGCAUCAAGAUACUAAAGCAGCUCAUGGAGUGUGGCUACUUUAUUCAGGAAUAUACAAGACGAGGGAACCAUGUGGGCCACGUUUUCUUGAAGCUUGAGCCAUUGGUCAGCGACCACAAGACAAGACUCAAUGAGCUGGCUAAUGAAUACUGGUGUCAUGCAACACUUCAAAUUCAGACCUAUGCUGUUUGGACUUUCAAUGAGAUAGAAUUUUUGCACAAAAUUAACAAGAUUGAUAAGAAGGUGGACAAAAUUGGUAUACAAGAUAUUCCCUAUGCUGCUGGAGCUUCAUUCCAGACAUCAAAAACUUGCCUGCCUGGAACUCGAGUGGCACUACUUGAUGAUAUCUCAGACUGGCUCAACAAUAACACUGACCAGCAGAUACUUCUACUUACUGGUGGAGCUGGAACUGGCAAGUCCACGGUUGCUCAUACAAUUGCACAACGAUACAAAGAGCUUCAUCGACUGGGAUCCUCAUUCCACUUCUCCAAAGGGGAAGCCUACUCAAGCCCUCACAUGCUCUUCUGUACCAUUGCUCGUGAUCUUGCUGAUCAUAAUGAGCAGUUUAGAACUCUGAUGGCUGGUCUGGAUACUGCCACACGAACUUCCAAAGGGAUAGAGGAUCAAUUCCACAAUCUUCUCAUGAGCCCUAUAAAGGAACUUGAUUUUCUAGGGCCAAUAGUCCUGGUGAUUGAUGCCUUGGAUGAAUGUGGGAAUACAAUUUCCCGGGAAAAUUUACUGGAUGUUCUUGUGAAAGAGGCGAAGUGUCUUCCCUCCAACUUUCGCAUCCUGCUCACUUCACGCCCUGAAGAUGAUAUUCUACAGAAGCUAACUGGGGCUCCAUAUCCUCAUAUAAAGCACUGGACAAUGGAGAGUGCUGAAAAUACGGAAGAUGACAUAACUGCCUACAUUCGAAAUCAAUUAGCAGACACUAAUGCAUCACCUCCCUUUGGUGACUUUGACUUCACCAGACUGGUAGACUGCUCUCAGGGACUCUUCCAAUGGGCUUCUGCAGCCUGUCGGGCUAUUCGAACCACUGGACUUGGCCAUGAUCCUCGUGCAAUGUUCUUGAAGAUAACCACUGGCUCCACAUCUGAGGGGCAGGUGCUAGGCAUAUUGUACUCAACCAUUCUCAAUGAGAUUGUGAACACCAAAACCAAGAUAAAAUACUUCUCCAGCAUUGUAGGCCCAAUACUUGCCUCAUACGAACCACUCUCCAUGGAUGCCUUGGCUAGUAUUCUGGAGGAAGCAUAUCCUUUGGGUUUCAUCAAGAGUGUCCUGAAGUCAUUGGGUUCAGUCUUAUAUGGUGUGACAUCAUCUGGCACUGCUGAUCCUAUCCGACCACUUCACACUUCCUUCCGUGAUUUCCUCACAGACAGGGAGCAAUCCAAGGAAUUCUUCAUUGACCUCCUUGCACAUCAUGGAAGACUUUAUCAGGGCUCACUGAGACUACUCAACUGCCAACUGGAAUUCAAUUACUGCAAGCUCAAAACAUCCUAUUCACCUAAUUCUGUGAGAUCCAGAGAACUUAUAUCCCCUGUGAUCUGCUAUGCCUCUUGCUUCUGGGGAGACCAUCUUGUGGCAAUAAAUACCCCACACUUGGAUGGAGAUGGCACAAUGGAGAUGAAGGCAUCUGGGUCAUGGGUUGUUGCUGUGCUUGGGGAGUUCCUGAAGUCAAAACUACUGUGCUGGUUUGAGGUACUGAGCAUCCUUGGGAAAGUGAACAUUGCCCAGGAUGCCUUACUUGAGCUGGCUGACUGGCUAAAGGACAGACAUCCAGAGCUUAAACAUUUUGCAAGAGAUGCAGCGAAAUUCAUCCUCUAUUUUGUGCAGCCAAUAGCAGACUCAGCACUACACAUAUAUCUAUCAGCCAUACCCUUUGCCCCAGAGCAGUCAGUUGUGGGAAGACACUAUAAACAAUCAUUCCCAAGAACUAUCCAGGUGGAAGGCCUGCUAAAUCUUUGGCCAUCACAGCAAUGGGUAAUUAAGGGGCAUGGCAGUAGGAUCAACUCAGUGGCCUUUUCCUCUGAUGGCAAGCACAUUGUGUCUGGCUCAUAUGACGAGACAAUCAGGGUGUGGAAUGCUCAGACAGGACAACCAGUGGGUGAGCCUCUGAAGGGCCAUGGGGGCCAUGAGGGUGGGGUCCAUUCAGUGGCCUUUUCCCCUGAUGGUACACAAAUUGUAUCUGGCUCUUGGGAUAGGACAAUCAUGGUGUGGGAUGCUCUGACAGGACAACCAGUGGGUGAGCCUCUAGAAGGCCAUGAGGACUGCACCUCUUCAGUGGCCUUUUCCCCUGAUGGCAAGUAUAUUGUAUCUGGCUCAUAUGACAGAACAAUCAGAGUAUGGGAUGCUCAGACAGGGCAGCUAGUGGGUGAACCUCUGCAAGGCCAUGAGGGUUGGGUCUCCUCAGUAGCCUUCUCCCCUGAUAGCAGACAUAUUGUGUCUGGCUCGGAUGACAAGACAAUCAGGGUAUGGGAUGCUCAGACAGGACAUCCAGUGGGUGAACCUCUGAAGGGCCAUGAGGAUCCGGUCCAUUCAGUGGCCUUCUCCCCUGGUGGCAAGCACAUUGUGUCUGGCUCAGAUGACAACACAAUCAGGGUGUGGGAUGCUCAGACAGGACAGCCAGUUGAUGAACCUCUGCAAGGCCAUGAGGACUGGGUUCGUUCAGUGGCCUUUUCCCCUGAUAGCAAGGACAUUGUGUCUGGCUCAUAUGACAACACAAUCAGGGUGUGGGAUGCUCAGACAGGUCAACCAUUGGGUGAACCUCUGAAGGGCCAUGAUGAUUGGGUCCAUUCAGUGGCCUUUUCACCUGAUGGCAAGCACAUUGUGUCUGGCUCAUAUGACAGCACAAUCAGGGUGUGGAAUGCUCAGACAGGACAACCAGUGGGUGAACCUCUGGAGGGCCAUGGAAGCUUUGUCAAUUCAGUGGCCUUUUCACCUGAUGGCAAGCACAUUGUGUCUGGCUCAUAUGAUAAGACAAUUAGGGUGUGGAAUGCUCAGACAAAACAACCAGUGGGUGAACCUCUGCAAGGCCAUGAGGGUUGGGUCUCCUCAGUAGCCUUCUCCCCUGAUAGCAGACAUAUUGUGUCUGGCUCGGAUGACAAGACAAUCAGGGUGUGGGGUGCUCUGACAGGGCAGCCAGUGGGUGAACCUCUGCAAGGUCAUGAUGGUGGGGUCCAAUCAGUGGCCUUUUCCCCUGAUGGCAAGCAAAUUGUAUCUGGCUCUCGGGAUAGGACAAUCAGGGUGUGGGAUGCUCAGACAGGGCGGCCCAUUGGUGAACCUCUGCAAAGCCACAAGGGCUGGGUCAAUUCAGUGGCCUUUUCCCCUGAUGGCAAGCACAUUGUGUCUGGAUCUUGGGACACAAUCAGGGUGUGGGAUGCUCUGACAGGACAGCCAGUGGGUGAACCUCUGCAAGGCCAUGAGGACUGGAUCUCUUCAGUGGCCUUUUCCCCUGAUGGCAAGUAUAUUGUAUCUGGCUCUCGGGACAAGACAAUCAGGGUGUGGGAUCCAGGUUGCAUUUGGUUUGUGACUCACAGAUGUGCUCCUACCUGUCAGCUAAUUCCUGAAAUUACUACAGAUCUUUACAGAGAUACCUCUGUCAUUGAACCCAGUGGCUGGGUUCUGGGUCCCAAUAAGGAACUUUUAUUCUGGGUACCUCCUAUGCAUAGGUUGGGACUCUACAGACCAAGCAAUGUGGUGGUAAUAACAAACUAUCCCACUAAACUGGACUUUGACAAGUUUGUCCAUGGAGAGGAUUGGGCAGAAUGUUGCAAGCCUGCUUUGUAG